Molecule: messenger RNA, 1155 nt
Organism: Microthlaspi erraticum
Lineage: Eukaryota; Viridiplantae; Streptophyta; Magnoliopsida; Brassicales; Brassicaceae
Source: the annotation of a GenBank genome assembly
AUGUUACCAAAUGGAGAAAGUGAUUCGGAUCUUAUGCGUCUGGUGAAGGAGCUUCAAGCUUCUCUAACGAGGAACGAUAAACUGGAGAAGGAAAAUCACGAGCUGCGUCAAGAAGUCGCCCGCUUAAGAGCACAAGUAAGCAAUCUUAAAGCACAUGACAGUGAGAGGAAAGCAAUGUUAUGGAAGAAGUUGCAGAGCUCAUAUGAUGGUGGCAACACAGACGGAUCUAACCUGAAAGUGCCAGAGAGUGUCAAAUCUAGCAUAAAUCCAAACCUGAAGCCAACUAUCAAAGAACAGUCUACAGGUACAAAUCCGCCGCCACCUCCACCACUUCCGUCAAAAACAACAACCCUUGGAAAAAGGUCUGUGCGGCGUGCUCCAGAAGUUGUAGAGUUGUACCGUGCCCUAACGAGGAGAGAGUCUCAUACGGACAACAGGAUCAAUCAGAAUGGAGUUUUGUCUCCUGCAUUCAGCAGAAACAUGAUUGGUGAGAUCGAGAACCGUUCCAAAUAUCUUUCAGAUAUUAAAUCUGACAUAGAAAGAAACAGAGAUCUUAUCGAUGACUUAAUCAGUAAAGUGGAGGCUGCAACAUUUGCAGACAUAUCAGAAGUGGAGACGUUUGUGAAAUGGAUAGACCAAGAGCUAUCUUCCUUGGUUGAUGAAAGGGCAGUCCUAAAGCAUUUCCCUAAAUGGCCAGAGCGCAAAGCAGAUUCACUAAGAGAGGCCGCUUGCAAUUACAGAGGACUAAAAAGCCUUGAAGCAGAAGUUUUGUCAUUCAAGGAAAAUCCAAAGGAACCUCUAAAGCAGGUCUUGCAAAGGCUUCAAUCGUUAGAAGAAAGUGUUCACAGCACAGAGAAGAUGAGAGACACUUCAGGGAAGAGAUACAAUGAUUUUCAGAUACCGUGUGAGUGGAUGCUCGACGCAGGAUUAAUUGGACAGCUAAAAUACAGCUCACUGAGGCUAGCUCAGGCGUACAUGAAGCGAAUAACCAACGAGCUAGAAUCAAAGGGAGGCGGUAAAGAAGGAAAUCUUAUGCUGCAAGGGGUUCGAUUUGCGUACACAAUACACCAGUUUGCUGGCGGUUUUGACGAAGAGACAUUAAACAUAUUUAAUGAGCUGAAGAAGAUCACUACAAGUGAUCAUCCCAGAAGAUGA